Messenger RNA from Stomoxys calcitrans (stable fly), 11261 nucleotides. Its product is annotated as serine-rich adhesin for platelets. The transcript has 11 exons. The record is from RefSeq and is a predicted model, not a curated record. Bases 1283 to 4060 code for a protein of 925 amino acids. NCBI's taxonomy places the organism in Eukaryota, Metazoa, Arthropoda, Insecta, Diptera, Muscidae.
CUGUGCCAUUCAGCAAAUCUUGGGCAGAAACACCUUAAACAUUGAACGUUAAACAUUGCGGGCGGAGUUGCGGAUUAUUUAAUUUUUUGCGGGCGGAACGGAACAAAAAUUUGUUAUAAUCGAUUGGUGCAUUUGAAAUUAAAUAAAAAUAUACAAAAAUUAUUACAUUGGUUGCAUAAAAGUUUGUUGUUUUGCGGCCAAAGUUGCAUUUUGGCAAUUUCUGGGUACCGUCGCUAACCUAUGCGUGGCUAAUAGUUUCGCUGUGUUGCUUUUAAUUUUUUGCCUAUUCUGUGCAGUAAAUGUGUGUGUGUGUUUUUGCAGUGUUUUAUAAAAAUCGCUACGAAAAACUUAUGAGAUAAUUGUAGUAAAGUGGUGUGUGUUUGUUUGUGUAACUGAAAGAAAAAAAAAACAACAAAAACAAAAAUCUUAGAAUUUUCUAAGGCAGGCAUUACUCUGCGGAUUUUUUUGCAACAUUUGCUAAGCAGUUGUGAAACAUCUCUUCAAAUAUUGUGGAAUAUUCAUCUGUUGAAAAUAAGGCACGUGGCAGUCGAAAAAUUUCCCUCAACCAUAAAAAAAUGUUCUGAAGCCUCGGUAUCUUCCAAAGACAUCUGCUGAUGCAGCCUUCUGUAUACAACACACAAGGACAUCAGUUAUACAAAAAAUAAAUAAGGAAUCAAUUCAAUUGAAUGGCUAUCACCCCAACACAAUGUCCGCUUCCAACAAUCCAUUGGUGGCUGCUGCAAACAUAAUACCAUUGCCAUUAGCACAAAACCACAGCUACAGCCAUUCAAGCCAUUGUCGUCAAUAUCGUUGUGGUCGUUGUCAUACUUGUCCUUGUUUGUGAUUAUUGUUCUCUCGCCGCAAAAAUAAAUACUCCGAAAGUGAUUUAGAAACAAAAAUAAGAAGAAGAAACUAAGACUCCAAAGACUUUUAGCAAAGUUUUAUCAAGUGUUGUGCAAUUAUCAUACUUGGAGUACAUAAAGAAGAAGACGAAAAGCUAACCACAACACCAUCAUCUCUGUCAUACUUCAACUCAAUUUUAAUUGAUUUUUUUUUUUAUAUAAAUUAACAAAAGUGAAAAGAAGGAAAAAAAAAGUUUCCUUUUAAUUAUUUUAAUUUAAUCAAGCCGUUAUCCCCAUUCGCGUCACCACGCUUUCGCCUUGUAUACCCCCUUGCCCGUUGAGUGUGGGGUGUACUUUGGUGUGUGUAUUAAAUUAUCCUUUGACAAGAAGCCACAAGAAAAUUCUUCAACGCGUUUUAUAGGGCCUAAGUGCCCUUGGUUAUGGCCUUUAUGAUGAAAAAGAAAAAGUAUCGUUUCAAUGUCGAGGUCCAAUUGCAGGAAUUAGAAAAUGUGACUCUGGUCAAUGAGGUGCUAUUUGCAAAGAUACGUCUAUUGGAUGGCGGCUCCUUUCAGGAAUACAGUAGCAGGGAGGAGGUCCGCAAUCAUCGCGUAGAAUGGAAUCGCAGCUUCGAAUUUCCCUGCAAAAUGUCCGCGAAUGCGUCGACGGGUGUCCUCGAUCCCUGUUAUUUGCGCAUUUCCAUACGCAAAGAGAUGAAGGGUGGCCGUAGUUAUUAUAAAUUAGGUUUUAUUGAUCUAAAUCUUGCCGAAUAUGCUGGCGCUGGUUUAACCUCGCGACGAUUUCUCUUGGAGGGUUAUGACUCGAGGCAUCGUUUAGAUAAUUCCAUGUUAACUGUAUCCAUAAAAAUGCUUAUGUUAAGUGGUGACAUAGUAUUUAAGGCUCCUACACCAAAUUUAAAGAAUAAGCAGAAAACGCCCACAGAUGAUUUGGUCACCGAAUCAACGGGUGUGGGCCCACAAUCGCCAUCAUCUUCAACGCCCACAGUACCCGGUAUAGGGGUAACGACACGUCCCGUUUCUAGCAUAAAAGAUGAUGAUUCAGAUCCUCAACAUGUAAUAGCUUCCAUUAUAACGGACUCGGGUCAUUCGGAAUCAUCAGAAUCUGCCACUACUCUAACACCUGAUGCUGUGUUGUUGCAACAUCAUCAUCAUCAUCAACAGCAACAACAGCAGCAGCAUUUGCCAUCUUCCUACCCACCAUCAUCUGUGGCCACUCUAGUUCCCGGUGUCUCACUGACGAAUGCACAACAGACGUAUGGUGGCAUUGGUGGUACGGGUGGCAGUGGAGGUGGUGGUAGUGGCAUUGGUGGAGGCGGUGUAGGUGUUAGUGUCAGUGUUGGAGGUGUUGGUAUUAUUGGCAGCAAUAAUUGUGGCACCACGGCAUCGAUAAGUGGUCUAACAACAUCGGGUGCCACUGUUCCAGGCUUUGAGAUAGGCCAUUCAAGAAAUUCCAGUAAUACUAGUCAAAUGUCAAAAGGUUCCGGUUAUAGUAGUUUUUCGCACAGUCAGCAUUCUCGUCAAAGUUCUGAAGGUGACUCGGGGCAUGCAAGUAGAUUCAUCAAAUCCGUUUCUCUUCUGCAUAGACUCAAUCAGAGAGCUAUGAAUGCCAUGAGGUUGCACAUACCCAAUCUGAAAUAUCAUCACAAUCCCGCACCCGCUAGCUUGGGCUACCUGCAGGCACCACCCGAUGCUGGAUGUAAUCAUGGCGCCGGUUCGGCUCUGCAUGUGAUAAAUCUCGACGAGCAGGACGAGUUGGCCUUUCAGACGCCCAAUUGUUCGGUACGCGAUGAUUAUGCCUUAGAGGAUUUUCGCACGCCCCUCAAUGAAAUGCCCUCACCGCCUCCCCUAUCCGCCAAUUCGGUGUAUAGUAUGAAUUAUCUGAAUACCCCCUCGCCCACGUAUCGUAGUGUAAAUAGCAAUAGCCAAUAUGGCUCCCGCGAUUCCGAUCUCAAUGAAAGGGGUGUGGGAGACAGCGAAAGUGAGACGGCCGAUGAUUCAGGGCUGGAUGAGAAUUUUCAUACGCCACGAGUUGCCAAAAUCAAAUCGAUGGAGAAUCUUUCCAUAUUGGAAAUGGAAUUUCACAAAGCCUCCCAGGAAUUGGAUCGCAACUCGCCGCGACGCCUUAAGCUCUUGGCCGAAAGGGAAGGUCUGCAAAUGCCCAAAAUGAAGUCUUUGAAUAAUCUGUGCAUGGAUGACUAUUCGGAGGAGCAAGUGCGGGCGGAGUUUCAGCAGAUACGUGAACAGCGUCUGGAGGAGAAGUAUCGCUUUAAUUUGUAUCAUCGCAAAGGCUCGUGUUCCUCGACAAAUUCGGGAAAACUCUAUCUCAAACAUACCAAAGUGGGCAAUGCCAAAUUUAUAGGAAAUGAAAAUGAGAGCCCUUCGCCUCAGGUCACCCCAGCCGUCAUACAUUUUCCCAUACAGAAAAUGCGUUCCAUGGGCACCAUACCCGAUGUGGUAACGGAGCGCAUAGAGCCGGAUCCCUUUCUUACGCCUACUUCCGGUCGCAAACCCAAUUUCCCGCAGAUGACACAAUCGGCGGAGAAGGCUGCCUUGCCUGGCUAUGCAGCGGCCCGCCUGCUCAACUAUGAUUGUGUUGAUGGAGGUGGCACACCUCAGAAUCAUCAAUCUCACACCUCUCUCACCGAACUGAAUACCCAUGAUCGUUUGGGUAAAAUGAUGAUCUCCGCGGAUGGUUCGUUUAUGUCACGCACCCCGUUCGAGAGAGCCUAUCGUCGUACUUUAAUGAAAAGUUCAACGCCCUUUCGACAAUCAUUUGGUCUCCCUCAAUAUAUGCCAACCGAUCUGCCGACCGAAGCGGAGAGCCGACCCACGAACACCAAUCACAGUGCUGCCGCUGGUGUUUACGAGUUAAUGAGGAAUCCCAGUUCUGGAUCUUUAGUUAUAAGUGAAACUGGUUCAUUGGAUCGCAUGAAGAAUACCGCCGAAAAACGUAAAAAGGGUCCCUUGGAUGAUGGACCACGUGUCUCGGAUCGUGUGGAAGAGACAAGAGUUAAUCCGAAUUCAUUAAUUGAUGAGAUUUUGAAGGAUACAAAAUUGGAUCAAUUGGAAGAAUCGGCAGAGACUUCUGGCCUACAAUUGUAUAUAGCUAAAGAUGGCACCACAACCUUUGGUACACAUGAGGUGAAGUCUAGGGUAUCAGCAGGGGCUUUCAAACAGGUUGUCAUGGAGAAUCCAAGAUAGUAGCAUAAAUCUACUAUAAAGCUGCUUUGGUGGACACAAGACUUUUCUUUAAUUGUAAACCAACAACAACUACAACUAUUACUACUACAACAACAACAAAAAACUAUUAUUAUGAUGAUAAAAGUAACUACAAAAAAUUACUAUACUAUCACAUUGCUAUAAAAAUAAAAUUAAAUAAAAUAAUAGUAAUUUAUAAAUAAUAUAUAUAACAACAACAACAACAACAAAAUUAACUGAGAAAAGAAAAACAAAAAAAUAAACAGAUAAUGCAAAUACACCAUAGAUCAAUGUUUUACAUAUAAAGAAAUAGUUAAACAACAAUAAAAUAAUAAAUAGUUUACAAAAAUUACAAAACAAAACUAUUUUGGAAAACAAACAGACAGACAACUUAAAAGAAAGAGGAGGGAACUUUGUAUAAACAAACAAAAAAACGAAAAUAAUGUGGAAUACUUUUUGAAACUGAAACUAAAUUUUACCAUAACUACAACUAAAUUUCUUUAAUUAAACUCAAAAAAUUAAAAAACUAAGACUACAAAAGCUAUUCAAAUAAAUAAUCACAAUAUACCCCCAAAAUUUGACCAUAGGUAUCAUAAAAAUUCUUAAUAGAAAGUAGAAGUAAAAUUUACUGCAAACCAUUUUUUUUCACUGUGUAUGUGACAAAAUGUAUAAAAACCUAGUAAAUGGCAUAAUUUGCAUAAGACAAACGGAAAUGAGAAGAUUUUUUAAAUUUUGGAAAUCAGCAGCCGCAAUGUUUGCUGGGUUAUUUUGCAAAAAGUGAUAAUUUUGGGUAAAAAAAAUUGAAAAAACUUUAAAAUAGGAACACAAAGUCAAAACAAAUUUUCAUAACAUCCAUCUUAUGGCUAUUUUUUAAUAUAACAUCCCAAUAAGUUUGCUGGAUUAUUAAUAUUAUUUUAUAAGCCAAGUAAGUAAUAAGCAAGAGAGUUGUUCAGUGUAUGAACAAGAACCCAAAAAAUGGCAUGCAAAAGAUUCUUUAAAAUUUGUAGAAGUUAUAGUCUACUAAGUUUGCUGGGUUAUGUAAAAAACAUUUGAGUUUGAGACAACAAAAUGAAAAAAAAAAAAUUAGACAUUAUAUUUAAUUACGACAGAGAGCAAUUGUUUAAAUAAUUUUCUUUUUUUGUAACUAUCCGCCAUGUUUGCUGGGUUGUGUUAUGCCUUUUGACAACUAAAUUGUGGCAAAAACAAUUCAAAAGAAUGUUAUAACGUCAGAAGCAAGACAUCUGUGGCAUUUCAAGUUUGAAAUUGAAAUGGUAAACUAUUGGCACGGAAGCUAUAAAAAUGUUGUACCAAUUUUGAAAAAAAGCUUAAAAAAUUUGUUCUAUAUUUUCCCCACUGAGUUUGCUGGGUUGUUUAAAAAUAAAGACUUUUACGCAGAAUUCGCAGACUAAUUUUAUUUAAUUCCAUUUUAUUUAAUUAAGACAUCUAUGGCGUUUUAAAAUAUUGAAAUUGAAAUGUCAAUGCAAAAAGUUUGCUGGGUUAUUUCGAAAAAAUUAAAAUUUUUGGUAAACAAUAGGGACAGAAGCUACAAAAAUGUUGAACCAACUUCGAAAAAUAAAUCAUAGUCAAGUUAUUGGAGUUAUUCUAUUAAUAUCCCACUUAGUUUGCUGGGUUAUUUAAGAAGGACGUUUUCACGCAGUACUCGCAGCCAAAAGAAGAAAAAAUAAUGGUUAAAUGCAGGAAAAGAAAAUAGUGACAAACCCUUGAAAAUCUUGAUUGAAAUAAGCAACCACUGAGUUUGUUGGGUUAUUUAAAAAUAUUCAAAGAUUUGCGUAAGAAAUGCAGAAAAAUUGGAAAUAUUUUCGUCAUAACAAACAAUUUAUUGGAGUUAUUCUAAUAAUUUCCCACUUAGUUUGCAGGGUUAUUAAGGAAACUAGACGUUAGAGCAUAGUGAACAUAGUGGUUUUCGAUUAUUUCAGAAUCGACAAAAAAACACAGCAAUCAUUCCAUCCAACCCAUAAACUUUGUAAUAGGUUUUUAUACAUUUUGUAAUAGUCAAUUUGGAACACACACACAGUGCUAUUUGGUAAAGAACACAGAUAAAAACUUGAAAAAUAAACCAUAAAUCUAAAUAUAUAUACACAAUAUACAAAACCUAUGCAAAAUCUUAAGUAUACUACUAUUCGAUAACUAUAACCAAACCCAGAAACCUACCUAUCUACCUACCUACCGUUUGCAAACACAAUAAUGAAAAUGUUUGAGAGGGAUUUAAAUCAGACGAUUUAUUCCAACCAACUCUUGAACUGUUCCUACGAACAUUUUUUUUUUUUGAAAAUCCCACAAUCCCACAUACUAUUAACAUACGGCUGCCACCAAUAACAUAAACUUGCAUAGCACAUGCCAUUUUUUGCUAGAUCUAUAGUCCUUCUAACUUUCCGAUUUAUUCUCAAAUCCUAUGAAAAUAACUCCGAUGCCGCCAAAACAUUAAAAAAAAGUAUUAAACGCUUAACGAUAUAUCGAAAAAUGUCUUCAACUUCAUUACUUUCUUUGGACAUAAGAAAAAGAAUUUGGAUUUUUUAUUUGUAUUGUGAGUUACGUUUAAGCUAAUUUUGUCAUUAGAAUAUAUGGUUUUUUUAAUUAUUAAGCGGUAAUUUUGCUUAAAAAGGAUUUUUUUUGGAAAUUUUAAAGGUUAAAAGUUGACUUUAUUCUUGAAAACAUUUGGCAUUUCUUUAAUAAUAAAAAGCCCAUAAAUCGAUUGCACUAUUAAUCAGAUGUAUUACUAAUUCGAUUUCACUAAGUAAUCGAUUUUAUUAAAAUCGACUGCAUUAUGUUAUCGUUUUUAUUUAAAUCGAUUUCACAAUGUAAUCGAUUUUACAAUGUAAUCGAUUUCACAAUGUAAUCGAUUUCACAAUGUAAUCGAUUUCACAAUGUAAUCGAUUUCACAAUGUAAUCGGUUUCACAAUGUAAUCGAUUUCACAAUGUAAUCGAUUUCACAAUGUAAUCGAUUUCACAAUGUAAUCGAUUUCACAAUGUAAUCGAUUUCACAAUGUAAUCGAUUUCUUCAAAGCGAAAACAGUGUGUUAUCGAUUUAUUCUAAUCGAUAUCACUAUGUAAUCGAUUUAUUAUAAUCGAUAACACUAUAUAAUAGAUAUAAAAAUGUAAUCCAUUUAUUGAAUUCGAAAACACUAUCGAUUUAUUCUAAUCGAUAGCACUAUGGAUUCCACAAUGUAAUCGAUUUAUUCAAAUAGAAAACAUCGAUUUAUUCUAAUCGAUAGCACUAUGUAAUCGAUUUAUUAUAACCAAUAACACUGUGUAAUCGAUCACACUAUUUUAAUCGAUUACACCACUUAAUCGAUUACAAUAUAUAUUCGAUAACACUAUGUAAUCGAUUGCACUUUUUAAACGAUUUUAUUUCAACCGAAUAUACUAUAUAAUGUAUUUAAAUUCGAAUUCAUUGCACUAUAAAAUGGAUUUUUCAAAUUUUUUGCUCUAUGUAAUCGAUUUUUGUUAAAUUGAUUAAAUUAUUAAUUUGUUUUUUUUAUCAAAUCAAUAACAUUGAACUGGAUUUCAUUGUAAACCGACUAUGUAAUAGAUUUUAUUAUCAAUUCGAUUACACUAUAAAGUCAAUAAUCAAUUUUAUUUUUCAAGCGAUAAAACUAUAUAAUCGAUUUUAGUUUAAAAUCGAUUACACUAAGGAAUAGAUUUUAUCAUUUAAACGACAACACUAACUUAUAAAAUUAAAUCGAUUACGUUAUGUAAUCGAUUACACUAUGUAACAGAUUUUACAACAUUAUCGAAUAUACAAUGAAAUUGAUAUCACUAUUGGUUACACUAUUCAUAGAUUUUAUUAUAAAAUCGACUACAUUAUGAAAUCGAGUUUUUAAAAAAUUGAUUACACUAUGUAAUAGACUCUAUUAGCAAGUCGAUUAAAUUCUCUAGAUACAUUUCCCAAACCUAUUUCAAAAAUAUUGGAUUUUAUCAAAUCGAUUAUACUAUAUAAACGAUUUUUUUUACAAAUCGAUUAAAUUACACAAUUAAUUUUAUUAAUAAAUAGUUUACACUAGUCAGACUAGCUUUUUAUGAAAUCGAUAAUACUAAAUUAUCAAUUUAACCAUCAAUUAAUUUAACCUGCGUAGUCGAUUUUAUUAUGAAAUCGAUUAUAAGAGUAAUCGAAUUUGUUACCAAAUCGUUUACAAUAUGUUAUCGGUUUUGUUAUCAAAUCGUUUAUGUUUCGCAAUCGAUCCCUGACACUAAUCCAAUCCCAUGGCAGCCGGUUGUACGUACCGGAUUGACCCGAUGGAUUUCUUCAUUGGCAAGGACUGCCGCCUCAGUGUUUAACAUACUGCUGCGUGUUUGCCUUCAAAAGACUUCUUUGCUGGAGCUUAUUCAUCUGUUCUGACAACAUGACCUAGCCAACGCAGCCGUUGUAUUUUCGCCUACGUGAUCGAGUGCGCUUUCAUAUCGAAUAAAAUUUCAACUCGUAUUUAAUGGAAGUUGCACCACUUUUAGAUACUUCCAGUUUAGUUUCCUAUCCUCGAGUUCACACUUGAGUAUUUAAUCUUUUUAUACCCACCACCGAAGGAUGUGGGUAUAUUCAUUUUGUCAUUCCGUUUGCAACUUAUUGAAGUACCCAUUUCCGACGCUACAAAGUAUAUAUAUUCUUGAUUAGCUUAAAAAUCUAAGACGAUCUAACCAUGUCCGUCCGUCUGUCUGUUGAAAUCAUGCUACAGACUUUAAAAUUAGAGAUAUAAAGCUGAAACUUUGCACAGACUCUUUUUUUGUCGAUAAGCAGAUUAAGUUCGAAGAUGAAUAUAUCGGACUAUAUCUUGAUAUAGCCCCCAUAUAGACCGAUCCGCCGAUUUAGGGUCUUAGACCCAUAAAAUGCGCAUUUAUUAUCCGAUUUUGCUGAAAUUUGAAACAGUGAGGCGCAUUCAUUGUCCGACCCUCGACAUCUUUCUGCAAUAUGGCACAGAUCGGUCCAGAUUUGGAUAUAGCUGCCAUAUAGACCGAUCUCUCGAUUAAGGUCCAAGCCCAUAAAAGACGCAUAUAUUGUCCGAUUUCGCCAAAAUUUGGGAGAGUGAGUUGUUUUAGGCCCUUCAAUAUUAUUUUUCAAUUUGGCUCAGAUCGGUUAAGGUUUGGAUACAACUGCCAUAUAGACCGAUCUCUCGAUAUAAGGUUUUGGGCCCAUAAAAGGCGCAUUAAUUAUCCAAUUUCGCCGAAAUUUGGGACAGUGAGUUGCGUUAGGAUCAACUUUCUGCAAUUUGUACCAAAUUGGUCCAGAUAGCUGCCAUAUAAAACGAUCGCUCGUUUAAAUUUUUGGGACCAUAAAAGGCGCAUUUACAAUAUUAUCCGAUUUCCUAAUGCUGGCAACAUGUGGGAGGUACUAUACCAUUUGGUAUGGUAGCCUAUAAAAACUUCUCCACAAAGAGGUGUCGCACUGCGGCACAACGUUCGGGCUCGGCUAUAAACAAGAGGACCCUUAUCAUUGAGCUUAAACUUGAAUCGGACUGUACUAAUUGAUGUGUGAGAAGUUUGCCCCUGUUCUUUAAUGGAAUUUUCAUGGGUAAAUUGGCAUUGACAUUGACCUUUGAUUUGCACUGCACAGAAUUAAAAUAAAUUAAUGCAAAUAAUUCGUUUUCAUAACCAACAAAAUGUUAACGAUAAAAUAGAUAACAACAAGAGAUAAAUUGUAAUUUUUACUGGAAAGUUCUAAAAUAAAACCCAAAUCCAUAAAAUUUUAUGGAUUGGGUUUUAUUCUAGUAGUUAACAGUAAAAAUUAUGAUUUAUCUGUUGUUGUUAUCUGUUAUCGUCUCAUAUCGAUAACUAUUCAGCACAACUUUACACUGAAUUUCUAACCAGUACAUCUGAAUUGCAAUUUUCAAUUUUUGUAAAGUACUAAAAUAAAACCCAAAUCCAUAAAAUUUUGUAUUGAAAUCGAUUACGGUUCAUGUUAUCGAUUUUGUUAAUGGGUGGAGAGACUUUAUAUAAAGAGGAUUAUAUGAUUUUCAAAUUGAAAUCAUUUUUUAAUUUUUUUUUUUUUUGGUAUUCGAAAACUGUUUUCUAUGUCUUUAAUGAAUUUCCACUUUUUUAAUAAGUUUUUAAAUUUUUGUUUUUUUAAAUUUAUGUAAGGCCCAAAAAUACAUAACAAUCAUGUUUGUUUUUUGUUUUUCUUUUUUUAAUAUUGUUUUUUAAUUUGUUUUUUUAAUUUACCCAGAAAACCUCUUUGUGUAUAUUAUUUAACCUUUACUUAAUCAUAACUUUUUGAAAAAGAGAAUAUAUGAUUUUAUUUAUCAAGUCUUCAUUUUAGUUUUUAAAACAAACCCAAGCAAAAUACAAUUUUUUUUUUAAAUUCUAAAUUAUAACAAAAAAUUUCUUUAAAAAACCUUUGAUGUUGAAACAUAGAAAUUUAAAAAAAAAAUCAUUUAUCAUUAAAAACAAGCCGCCUCCUUCACUCAGCUUUUCAUGAAAUAGCAUACUCAUAUAUACAUACAUAGACUCCACAAUAAAAUACUAUUAUAAAUAAAUAAAAGCACUGUGAGUAUAUGAAAAUGUAUAAAGAAAACUACAAAAAUUUAUCAAAAUAAUUUUUUACUCGAAACCUCAAAAAGUUUCAAAGAAAUGGCUUUCGUACGCUUGGUAUAGAAAAAUAAGCUGAUCUUAAAUAUCAAACAGCUGUUUGAGGAAUUCAAGCAAAAUACAUUGUUCUAGUUAUAGAAUAAAUAAAUCGAGGUUGCCUGUAAUCCUCUAGAAAUCCCUUAAUGUUGUUAUUUAUACAUUUUCUAGCAAACACAGUGCAUAUUAGCCGCCAAACCCAGUAAGAAUUUGUCACUCGAGUGAAUGAGUUUCAUUCGUGUGCUAUGAAAAAAUCAGCUGAUUGUAUAUAUGCAAAACAGCUGUAUGUAUCAGGCAAAUGAAAUCACUUCACUCAAGUGACACGUGUUCAUAAAACCACUAACGAUUGGUUCGCCAAUUGAACGAAAUCAGCUGUUUUUCCUCUGUAAAGGCAGCUGUUUUUCCUCUGUAAAAUCAGCUGUUUUUCCUCCAUUUAAUCAGCUGAUUUCAAUGAGUUGGCUAACGUAUCGAUUAACAAUAUUUCAGUGAUUUUGACAGUUAGUGUGUUUGGCUUUACAUACAAAAUAUUUAAUUUCUUACUCCAUACAUCAAUACCACAAAUAACAAAAUUCAUACAAAAUCAAUCAAUAAAAUCCAGAUAUAUAAUCAACAAAUAAUAAAUAAAAAAAAUAUU